Messenger RNA from Lathyrus oleraceus (garden pea), 813 nucleotides. RefSeq lists its product as uncharacterized. Gene Ontology annotation, molecular function: ER lumen protein retrieval receptor activity. Lineage: Eukaryota; Viridiplantae; Streptophyta; Magnoliopsida; Fabales; Fabaceae. The record is from RefSeq and is a predicted model, not a curated record. Gene Ontology annotation, biological process: protein retention in ER lumen. The transcript has 6 exons. Bases 1 to 813 code for a protein of 270 amino acids. Gene Ontology annotation, cellular component: membrane.
AUGGGAUCAAAGAAGGAUUUUGCGGUGAAUGUUUUGUCUCAAUGGUUGAAGAAAAAAUCAAUGAAAGUGAAGAUCUCUUUAGGGAUAUUGCUUGCUUUAUGUGCAUUGUUGGUUCUAAAUUUUACUAUCAGAGAUCCAAGAUAUUUCUUCAGAGCCUCUGCAACAAUCCAUAUUGUUGGUCUUAUUACUCUCAUAUACAAACUCUUUGCUCACAAAACGUGCUCUGGUUUAUCACUUAAGAGUCAAGAGCUCACAGCUGUAUUUCUAACAACAAGAAUUGGUUGUAGUGCUUACUUGCAUGCUAACGUACACACUGUGUUGGACAUAAUACUUCUCUUGUUGACAUUGUUGGUUAUUUGGUUGAUACGAUUCAAGCUGAAGUCUUCCUAUAUCAAGGAGAUUGACAACAUGUGGUUAUCAUUUUUGGUGAUGCUUUCUAUAAUUGUGGGUAUAGUAAUACAUCCAUAUACAAGUCAUACAUUAGUUGGAGUUAUAUGGGCAUUCUCUACGUAUUUGGAAUCUAUUUCAAUACUUCCUCAACUUCGUUAUAUGCAAAAUGCAAAGAUGGUUGAAACAUUCACAGGAUAUUAUGUAUUUGCACUUGGUGUCUCAAGAUUCUUUUCCUUGGCUUUUUGGAUUAUUCAUACUUAUGAGACUCGAGGGCAAUACCUAUUCUUUUGGGGCCAUGGCUAUUUUUGGAUGCUUGCGGUUUUUAUAUCAGAGAUAGUUCAGUCUUUUAUCCUGGCAGACUUUUGUUACUAUUAUAUAAAGAGCUUCAUGAAAGGGAAACUUUUGAAGAAGAUGCCGGUUUAA